Molecule: messenger RNA, 864 nt
Organism: Phialemonium atrogriseum
Lineage: Eukaryota; Fungi; Ascomycota; Sordariomycetes; Cephalothecales; Cephalothecaceae
Exons: 1
Coding region: 407-778 (123 amino acids)
Source: RefSeq, a predicted model, not a curated record
CCAAGCUUUGAAGCCGUAUGCUUUUUUAUCUUCCUCCGCUUAACUUACAGCUCAUGUAGAUAUGGCUAAACCUGCCUUGAUAUCUCCAGUCCUCAACCUAAUGCUGCCAUUGAGGUUAGUUUGACUACUCUAUAAUCCAACAGUCAGUUAACACCCAUAGCGACUAUGGUUUAGAACCCGUCUCCUGACUGUGUCAACACAAAUCAACCCUGGCCAUGCGAAUGUGUCCCGAAUCUAUAUCCACCGUGGCAUUCUCAGCGGCAUUGCUCUCCAUCUUCUCGCUUUCUUACCACAGGUAGCGCAAAAAUGGGUCAGGGGCACCUUCCCUGAAUGGUUCCUCCCCUCAACUAUUAUUUGCAAGAAGCAAAAGGAAGGGUGGGCUGAGGAGUUUGAAAACGAGAAAGCCAUGUAUGCGAAGUUGCGCGACCUUCAGGGUGUCGUCCUCCCCAAAUAUUACGGUCAGGUGACAUGGGCAGACGGCACGCCUGCUCUUCUCUUCUCAGACAUUGGCGGCAAUGCACUCUGUGAGCCUGCUGCAGCGGAGAUCUCAGAGGAUAGGUUGAGGGAGCUUCUCACCAACGCCUAUGACACGAUGGCCUUUUAUAACAUUGCGCACACGGAUGCAAAGCUGGAUAAUUUUAUUCUGGUUGGCGACAGAAUCAUGGUAGUUGACUUGGAGAUGGCAGAGGAGGGAAGACCUGAUCAGGUCAGGUCAUGGAAUGAUGGCUCUAUCUGGCAUCUCUUGAGGACGUAUAAGGACAGGCAGGGAGUUUUGUGAUCAGAAGAGGACCUUGCCUCUUUUCAAUUUAUAGUAAUCCAUUCUAGGUCCUUGCAAGACACCAGACGACACUUCCUAUUUUGUCA